AGAGAUUACUUCAGACUGUUCUGAAGAAGAGCGAUGACUUGCGACGUGGGCUGACGAAGCAGACGAGUGAAGGCGUGGACCUCUUGAAGCUCCUUCACCAAAGGUUUUCUGUCCUCCUUCGGCGCAUGAACACUGAGCCUAAUCAUGGUCAGAUGCUGCGAGCAGAAAUGCAAGAACUGGGUUCCUUGGUGGAGUCUUCAUACUCAGCUGUUCUCGUCGCCCAGAAUGCCUUCAUCGAGUCUUGCGAACGGAUUCAGAUGGAGGAACCGACACUCGAACUCAAAAUCACCGAAAUCCUGGAUAAACUCGUGACGAAUAUUGAUCUAGGACACCAGUUUAAUCGUCGCCAACUGUCAGACCUGAGAGAAUUGGUUGAACAUCUAGGCGGUGUUGGAAAUGGCGAGACGCCUCCGAAGCUGAACCUGUCGCAAGGCACAGCGAGGCUUGAGCAACACACUUCUCCGGCCUUCGCUGGGAAAUUCGGGAAGCUGAAGGAGGUGGUGAUGGAGGGCAUCGAGAGCGCCAACCUGACGGUGGUGAAAUUGGAGGGCCUGGAGGAGAAGGUGGAGGAUCUCUCGAACGAGCUGCUGGAGACCAACUGGGCGUACUUCCAGCAGAAGGAGCCUGCGGACCGGCUGACGACGGCCGCCAAGGACCUCAGGGGCUUCGUGCACGACCAGAUCCUCCAGACACUGAACCUCCACGAAUCUCUGCUGGCUGUCUUCGAGCAGCUGACGAUCAGCAACGACGGUCAUCAGCAGCGGGAAGCCAUAACGACCAUGCACCUGGAGAUUGAGCACGACAGCAUGGAGCAAGGAACCUUCGUCCUGCCCUCUGAGUGCACCGCGGCUCUUAUACAGCAGGUCCGCAGCCUGCCUGAGUUCCAGACCAGCCAGCAGGACAGGACGACACCUGCCGCAGCCGUCGAAGAGGUCCCCGAGGACCUGUCAGCGGUGUGGUUCAGCGGCCAGGACUUCGGGACUCCAGACCGGACGUUUCCCUUGUACGGAGACCACGGCUGGGUCGACAGGCAGGACGACCUUUCCAGCGACGACGAUCACGACGCAGAGUCCGACUCCGGAGAGACCACGUCGUCUCCGACUCCGUCCUCGACUCCCGGGGGCGUGGAUCAGUACUUCGGGAUAUUCAAAAACUUCGCCUGAUAAUCACAAUACUUAUGAAUAAUGGAUUUUGUGUACAUAAAUAUGUUUUCCUUCAAAUGUGCAAUAUUUUUUUCUAACACUGAUAUAUGCUAAUGAAAGAAAUUUGGGUAGUAUAUUUCACUGUGGAGGUGGUAUGUGGAAUAAAGCUUAUGUGAAUGAGUUUAAUAGCGUAAGCAUAACACAGUGAAAAUAUGUAUUUUUGUAGACUGAAUGCUUAUAAUAAGUUUAAUGAUAUACUUGUAUAUAUGCUUACAGAAACAGAUAGAGAAACUGUAUGUGUAUAUAUAAUGGCAUUUGUACAUCUAUGCAUGCCUAGGAAGAAACACAUAGAUUAUAUUGAAAAACAGUCACGUAUGUACACAGUCGUACAUACUUUCGCAAACACACAUAUGCACACACGCGCAAACAAACAUACACAUGGGUAUGCAUACAUUGCCUUCUUCUCUUGACUAUUGCAUGAAUAUGUAAAUAUUGCAAUAUGCAUUCGCUGUGUAAAGCGGAAAAGUUUUGUUGUAGAAGUCUAGACGAAGGUAUAUUUAAACUUUUAUUUAUCAAAAUUCAUAUGUUUAGAUACAUAAUGAUCAGAUAUUGUUUGUUAUAUUUUCUAUGUUUUCUUAUAUUGAUUAAAACGUAUGUAGCUACGAGACAAGGAAACACUUUGUAACGUGUUUUGUGUUUACAAUAAACGCUAUGAAC
Molecule: messenger RNA, 1859 nt
Organism: Penaeus vannamei (Pacific white shrimp)
Lineage: Eukaryota; Metazoa; Arthropoda; Malacostraca; Decapoda; Penaeidae
Source: RefSeq, a predicted model, not a curated record